AUGCUACGAAGAGCUGCGAGCAAUGCGUACUCAUGGUGGUGGGCAAGCCACGUUCGAACCAAACAAUCCAAAUGGCUCGAAGAAAAUCUUCAAGACAUCGAGGAGAAGGUGCAAUACGCACUUAAGCUUUUGGAAGAUGAAGGUGAUUCGUUUGCUAAGCGUGCAGAAAUGUAUUACAAGAGAAGGCCUGAAUUGAUAAGUUUUGUGGAAGAAUCUUUCAAGGCUUACCGUGCUUUAGCUGAACGGUAUGAUCAUAUUUCCAAAGAGCUUCAAAACGCUAACACCACAAUUGCAUCUGUUUUCCCUGAACAAGUCCCUGAGUUUGCAAUGAACGAAGACGACGACGACGAUGCUCCUAUCUCACCUAGAAAACAUAAAACCCAUGCAUCAAACCAAAAUGUUCCAAAGGUUCCUGAUUUCCCCGUAAGAGAUCCUGAGGCUGCUAAAAAAAUGUUCAUUUCAAGGAAAGCUAUUCAAGAACAGAACGCCACGUCCGUUGUUAACAAGUCCGGCCUGAGUAAAACCGAGGCGGUGGAUGAGAUUGACAAGUUUCAGAAAGAGAUUCUUGUUUUGCAGACUGAGAAAGAGUUUGUGAAGAGUGCUUAUGAGGCUGGACUUGCAAAAUAUUGGGAGAUUGAGAAAUAUAUCAUGGAGAAACAAGGGAGGGUUUGUAGUUUGCAGGACGAGUUUGACGAAGGUGCUGUUGUUAUAGAAGAUGAAGAAGCUCAGAUGUUGAUGUCCACCUCAGCUCUCAAAUCAUGCCAAGAGAAACUAGAAGAGCUGAGAGAUAAACAAGAAAAUAAUGUGAAAGAAUCAGAGAUUACAAGAGAACAGAUCAGAGAAUCAACAGAGGAAUUUAGUAAUCUUUCUGAUGCAUUGCUUGGUGAUGGAGAAAGAAAACAAGAAAUAUACAAUGAUAAGGAGAAGUUGGAAUCAUUAGGAGAAAAGGUAAAUAAAGAGUUUGAUGACUUUGAGGCUAAGUCAUGUCUUACCAUAACAGAUGUGGCUGAUAAGAUCGAUGAGCUUGUGAAUGAUGUGAUUAAUUUGGAGAGCUUGUUCUCCUCUCAAGCAGCUUUAAUACACAGACUAAGGGAAGAAAUUGAUGAUCUCAAAGCACAGAUUAAAUCUCUGCAAAAAGAAAACGAUUCAUCUCAAACUGAUGAAGAUAUGGUCAUACAGAAAAAGCUGAGAGAGAUGGAGGAAAAGCUAGAGUGUAUUAAACACAUGGACCAAGAAGUUGAACAAAAGAGUAAGAAGAUUGAAAUACACCUUACGCAGGCACAUUUAAAACUAAGUUUCUUAUCAAAGAAAUUAAAAAGCUUGAAGCAAGAAGGAGAAGAAGACAAGGAUAUUACUAAUGUGACAAUACAAGAAGCAGGAUCUUUGACUGGUACAAAACUUUUGGAAGAAAAAACUGAUGACUCAGUUGUGUCUGAAAAUAUUUCAAACAUGAACUCAGCAUCUAGAAUGAUUAAUACUGAAAAAGAUCACACAGAUGAAGUUAACCAAGAAGAGAAAAUUGAAGCUACAAGAAAGGAAGCUGCAUUAUAUGAUUUAGAGAAACAUAUCUCUGUCUCAUCACCAAAAUCAGACGUCAGAACAACACAAGAGUCUGAUGAGGCGUUCUUGCAGCAGUUGCUAGCACAUGGGAUAGAAGGCAGAGAGAAACAUUUGUUAACCGAAUACACAAAAGUACUUCGGAACUAUAAGGAAGUCAAGAAGAUGUUAGAUGAAGCUGAGACAAAACUCAAGAGUGUAAACACCGUGAAAGAUGAACAGGUCAGACCCAAGGAUCAACAACGGGACAAACUGUUCAUGCUAAUGUGCAGAGAGGAUGAUGCUGCAAAUGCGUUAACUGGUAAAAAUCAGAGGCAAUCACCAAAUGGAGAGCAAUUCGGAGCACGAGUUGAUGCAUUACUAAGCGAGAAUUUGAACCUGUUGGUGAGGUUUAGCAACUCCUUUGGUCAGAUACAACAGUUUGAUACAGGAAUCAAGGACUUGCAUGUUGAGAUACUGAAGAUCAUAAAACAAAAGAAUCAGGAUGGAGGAAGAAACACUCUCAAAUCAGAUGUUCGUCCCAUAUACAAACACCUCAGUGAGAUCCGCACCAAAAUGACUGUUUGGUUAGAGAAGGGUUUGCUUCUAAAAGAAGAAAUCAACAUCAGAGCUUCAACUUUGAGUGACAUACAAAAUGAAAUAACAGAAGCUCUCAGAACAGAUUCUGAAGACUCUAAAAUGAAACUCACAAUCUACCAAGGAGCUAAAUUCGAAGGCGAGGUAUCGAACAUGACAAAGGAGAACAAUAGGAUAGCAGAAGAGCUGCAAACGGGUUUGGAUCAAGUUACAAAACUUAAGAAGGAUGCUGAUACGACACUCGAGAAACUGACUGAGGAGUUUUCACUGUCUGAAUCAAACGCACAAUCUUGGCAAGAUCGCAAAACCCGUAUACCUUUGAGGUCAUUUAUAUUUGAUAUAAAACCAAAGAAGCAAAGACUAUCCAUUUUCUCUUGUAUUCAACCUUCAUUGUAUAAGAAGAAGCCUACUGCUUCAUAG
Messenger RNA from Capsella rubella, 2553 nucleotides. Its product is annotated as protein NETWORKED 2C. NCBI's taxonomy places the organism in Eukaryota, Viridiplantae, Streptophyta, Magnoliopsida, Brassicales, Brassicaceae. Gene Ontology annotation, molecular function: actin binding. The transcript is spliced from 2 exons. The record is from RefSeq and is a predicted model, not a curated record. The coding region runs from base 1 to 2553 and encodes 850 amino acids.